GACCUAUCGGUGUCUCGACGACGGCUUGACAAACGACGGGGUAAGGAGCUUGAAUAUGGCUUUGCUUUUAUUUAUCCGGAAAAUGAAGGGCGACAUUGGAUUUAGAACUGGUUUAUUUAUCAUUAACAGAUCCAAAUUAUCUACUUAUGGCACAACAUUUUUAGUAGCCAUAGAACCACUUGAGGCAAGAAUACUCACUAUCCGACAGCCAUUUGCGGGUGGAACAGAUCGUUGGCUAACGGUCAACGGGCCGCGGCUGUUCCAUAACUCGGUAGAGUAGUUAAGUAAGCCAUAGUCCCUGGUCCGUGGCUCAAGCUGUACCAUGGGUGGGCAUCAUGGAACACAGAGGAAAGGCCAACAUGAGUCACAAGCUGGGGUAUAAGGGUUUUUAUUGCUACGUAUGAAGUGUGCAACUUCCUGAGAUCGACAUGGGGCAGCCCAUUGCGGGCAGGAGCUUCAAUGUUGGCCAUAUUCAUUGUUGGGCAUACUAGCCGUGUCUUUGUUACCAAGCAUUUCAUCCAAUCAAUAGCGUAUAAGAUCGACAAAUGACUGCCAGACUAGUCUUCCAUUCAUAUCUCCCGGAGUUGGCAGAUUCCUCGGUAGACAUCACUCCUACCCCAAGGGGCAUGUACGUUUCCUCCUGGGUCGACUAUACCAUGGCAGUAGGGCUGAAAGAGUCACGGGAUGAUAAACUUUCACGUGACCACGGGUAGAUUCGCAGCCUUAUCUUAUAUAAGGUUCCUUACAUAAGGUUAUUUGCGUUAAGGUUUUUGGGGUCUCCCUGACUCUUUCCUUCUUUGGGUCGGCAUGACGGAUUUUUGGGAAGGAGCGUGACCUCGUCAUGGCGCAUUCUCGCUAUCUCAUCUUCUCUUCGUCUGGCCGUCUCUCAGCCUCUCGUUCGCCUAUCGUCUUGCCCGUUGUCGUCUACACUCAACUCUCUCCUACACCCACUCACCCGAAGUCUCGUUUUCUCGGCGGUUCGAAGAGCCGACGGUUAUAUCUUCUCCGCAUACGGAGUAAAGCGACACGUGUGACUCUUCAGCUCCGCUUAUAUAUAUACCGCCUCCACUCAAUAACGCGCCUCAACAUCGCACUUUGGGGUAGAAGGAGUGCGGUCAGGUCUGUUUCCUCCGACACACUUCUCGCACUACAGUUACCUAUCACGUUCAAAUAGGCUGAGGUUUCAGAGACUUUUCGGUUUGUGUUACCUCAGCGAAGUCAGCCACGGAGUGCAUUUAUACCUGUCAAACUGCCCAUCUCUGCUCCUCGCCACGGAAGUUUUACCACACCCUCAUCUACCCAGCUUCGUCGUCUACCAUCCUAUCUACGCUGGGAAUGGAAACAGCCGGUCUGCUAUAGCCAACAGACAACAGAAUCAUGCCGUCAGCAGCAUGGAACUCCGCCCAUCGUUCGCUUCCGGAGCACUGUGAACCGGUGUCUCCGUUCUUGCAACUGAUCUCAUCUACUUUGCAAAUAUGCCUACCGACCCCUCUCGCCCUAAUUUCGUCCACACUUGGGGUGCUAAGUAUUAUCUCCUGGCUCUUUGCCCAGCUCCCGCAAAUAUACAAGAACUACAAGAUAAAGUCAACGGCAGGCUUGUCAAUAGUCUUUAUCGUGGAAUGGCUCCUGGCUGACACAGCAAAUUGCAUCGGUGCCAUUCUCACCAACCAGGCUGGCUGGCAGAUCACGAUUGCCACUUAUUACGUGACCGUUGACCUUAUCAUGACGUGUCAACACUUCUGGUACACGCACAUGAAGCAGUGGCAACCCAACCGUCUUAGAUACGCCAACAUCGGCGAUGGUGAAGACAGCGACACGGAUUUCCCACCAUCAGACUGCGACUCAUUCCAGCAACUACAAGAUUCCCAACGUUCAUCGUCUGCUCGCCCAGCGGAUAAGUCGAAGGCGGGAGGAAAUCAAUUAUCCGACGAAAAGGCUCAAUCUCAAGCCUCCAACGGGAAGCGAUACGUCCAAUCAGUUGGCCUUGGAAGUUCGUUGACUUCUCCUAAAGCUGUAUUGUUUAUUUCUAUGCUCUGUGCAGUCAUAGCCAACGCCUCGUCCAUCCCAGCGUCUGGACUUUCAAGGCCACACCCAGUCAUACCACCACGAUCAAAUACAAAAGAAUUUGUAGGCCGGAUAUUCUCUUGGAUUUCCACCAUCCUUUAUCUCGGAUCCCGGCUACCGCAGCUGUACAAAAACUACACGCGUAAGAGUACUGCUGGCCUGUCGCCACUGCUCUUCAUUGCUGCAUUUUGUGGAAAUAUGUUCUACUCUUCUUCCUUGCUCACCAACCCGAAUGGCUGGCACAAUUUCCCGCCUUACGGUGGAGGCGGAUGGGCCGGUCCAGAUGGGAACAAUCGAAUGACUUGGAUAAUUCUUGCAAUUCCAUUCUGGCUCGGGGCUACUGGUGUCCUCUUGCUAGACGUGUGUGUGGGAAUUCAGUUCAUGAAAUAUGGUGAACAAAAAAAACAAAUAGUUACCCGCGUAGGGAGAGGCCGCCACAAAUGGAUACAGGUCACUGGUUUCAUGAAGGGCUGGAUCCCUUCACUAUCUCCCGAUAGAAAUGCAUCAAAUAAUGAAACGCAAGCACUUAUUUCCCGUGAGGGUGAUAGAUAUGGUAGUGUUUGAUUUUGAUCAUCCACUUUCCCUAUUCACGACCUUCCCCUUCUUUUAUACAUAUUUUUUGACUUUUGUUCAGUUAUUAGACGAUUUUGGAACCAUGAUUUUUGUCAACUCUUUAGCAAUGCUGGUGUUUCAUUUGAUUCACAUUUCAGCAGGCAGAUACCCAUCUUUCAUAUCUAUCAAGAUCUAUUUACGUUGUUUUUCGAUAUCCUAUUACCUUUGCGUCUCGAGUAAGAGGACGCCUAACCCUUUUAUACAUAUAGAUGGAUCGAAUACUGGGUCCUUCGCUUUCCCCGUUCACGGCAAGAACUUCAAGGAUAAGCCCAUGAUAUUUCCCAUAUGGACCUUUGCUCUCCGUUGUUCAUAUCUUCGUUUUGCUGUAUUCACUGCGUGUCAGCAUGUUUCACGGAUAUACUAUAGUCGGGAGAGAUUUUAUGAUGCACUAUAAACAUACUUAUCUUUCGGUUUUUUUCGGUUUUAUUUCUUUUUAAAGCCCACUAUAGAACAAUUUCAUGGUUCAUUACAUCCAAGCCCAAAUUCCAUACUUAAAAUUUCAAUCACCUCUUUGGUUAAUGAUGCGAUGAACCUUUUUGACAUAGACCAGAAAACUGGUAUUAUGUAGGAUUGUGUCAAUUUAAGUGUUGGAGGAAAACCCAUAACCCCUUUUCCAUGGAAGUACCUUUGCCCAUUCCCAACUCCACAAACUCCGGAGUCUCAAAGGGAGUCCACAUUGAAAGUAUCCUUGGAAUAUAUACCCUACGCCAUUCUCCCUUUCUAACCUGUCAAUCCAUUCUUCGGUUGAUACCUCGUUGAACGAGAGAAAAAAAAAAUGUUACCCGAUGUUGAGCGAGGAAGGAGUGAACCCUAGCGCCGUCUACAGUUGCGACAUGGUCCCCAAGGCACAGGUAUUUUGGUAACUCGUGUGCAUGGGAAGGAUGGGUGCUUUCGACGCCCACAAGAAUGGAAACCACCGACUUCUCUAUGUCCGCAAGAGCACUGAUGGAUAACUUGGUGGCACAUCGUGUCUUGGUUCCUGGGGCUUCCAAAACAAGAACGUGAAGGGUAACGAUGGCGGGUCCGGAUUCUAUACGCGUGAGUACUACCCCUGAUAACUUGAGCAACAGGUAUUCUCACCUUGAACACUCCUGUUCUUUAGCAGAUACAGCGUAUGCAGAAUGGAGACGAUGCUGUUAAAAUAGUUUUGAUGUGGAUGGCAAUAUACUCAUUCGAGUACCCAGAUAUUUAUAUCCUUUGUCUAAUGCUGACUGUUGAACGACCUUUGACUGGAUGUGGUGACCAGUGCACUUUCAUCAAGUAAAUAGAUUUCAAUUGAAGUAAGUGCUGUGGAUGACUGUUGGUUAUCACCGAUGUUCGAAUCAAUAUCUGAAUAUCAAAAACCUCUACUUCAAUAAAUGCAUCCGUUUUACAGAUGAGACAGUGAGAAAGCUGAGAGAAAUACAUAAUAGUUAGUUUACAACUCUAGUGUAGGGGUUGUAUAUAUAAGUAAACGUUACCUCGUGGCUGUUAAGGGAAAUGAGCAUAAGUAGUUGGUAUAUACAGGGGCAAAACACUCAUUG
Messenger RNA from Trichophyton rubrum CBS 118892, 4199 nucleotides. RefSeq lists its product as uncharacterized. The coding region runs from base 1378 to 2628 and encodes 416 amino acids. The record is from RefSeq and is a predicted model, not a curated record. Lineage: Eukaryota; Fungi; Ascomycota; Eurotiomycetes; Onygenales; Arthrodermataceae. The transcript has a single exon.